Hevea brasiliensis (rubber tree) is the source of this 2011-nucleotide messenger RNA. Its product is annotated as long chain base biosynthesis protein 2a. Gene Ontology annotation, cellular component: serine palmitoyltransferase complex. NCBI's taxonomy places the organism in Eukaryota, Viridiplantae, Streptophyta, Magnoliopsida, Malpighiales, Euphorbiaceae. Gene Ontology annotation, molecular function: pyridoxal phosphate binding; serine C-palmitoyltransferase activity. Bases 302 to 1771 code for a protein of 489 amino acids. The record is from RefSeq and is a predicted model, not a curated record. The transcript has 12 exons. Gene Ontology annotation, biological process: ceramide biosynthetic process; sphingosine biosynthetic process.
ACAGAUGAUUCGAGAACAAGAUCGCUUGCCUCUUGCCAAAAAAAAAAAAAAAAAAAAAAGAUCUUGCUUAAUGCGAUUUUUUAAUUUCUUUCUGUGGUCAGAGUCAAAAACAACGGAAAAGAAAUUUGAAAAAUCAAACCGAAGGGGAAGGGGAAGGGGCUGGAUCGAUCGAAUCGAUUGAUCAUUUUUCAAUUGCGACAGAAAUUCAAAUCUCUGAUGUUGGAUUGCGUCGCCAAUUUCAAUUGAAACCUCUCAAUCUCAGUUACUAGAUCUAACAAUCACUGCAUUUCCCCUCGAAGCAAUGAUAACCAUCCCGUAUCUGACCGCGUUGACCACAUACUUCAGCUAUGGAUUGCUCUUUGCUUUUGGCCAAUUCCGCGAUUUUUUCAGGAAAAUUUUCGAUUGGUGGCAUGCCAGCAAUCUUCAGGGUUACGCGCCGAUCUGUUUAGGGCUUGAAGACUUCUACAUUCGACGUCUCUAUCUUCGAAUUCAGGACUGUUUUGGACGGCCUAUAUCAAGUGCUCCUGAUGCUUGGUUUGAUGUGGUUGAACGUUACUCCAAUGACAAUAACAAGACAUUAAAACGAACUUCAAAGAUAACUAGUUGUCUUAACUUAGGAUCAUACAAUUACCUCGGCUUUGCUGCAGCUGAUGAAUAUUGCACGCCACGUGUCAUUGAUACAUUGAAUAGGUUCUCCCCAAGUACUAGUAGUACUCGUGUUGAUGGAGGAACUACAACAGUGCACACUGAAUUGGAGGAGUGUGUUGCAAACUUUGUUGGAAAGCCAGCUGCCAUCGUCUUUGGCAUGGGCUAUGUUACAAACUCUGCCAUCCUUCCUGUCCUGGUUGGGAAAGGAGGGUUGAUAAUUAGUGAUUCCUUGAACCAUAACUCAAUUGUCAAUGGUGCUCGUGGAUCAGGAGCAACGAUUCGAGUUUUCCAACAUAAUACACCAUCUCACUUGGAGAAAGUAUUGAGAGAACAAAUUGCUGAGGGACAACCUAGAACGCAUAGGCCUUGGAAGAAGAUAAUUGUCAUUGUUGAGGGUAUUUAUAGCAUGGAAGGGGAACUCUGCAAACUUCCAGAGAUUGUUGCUAUAUGCAAGAAAUAUAAGGCAUAUGUUUACUUGGAUGAGGCUCACAGCAUUGGAGCUGUUGGAAAGACAGGACGAGGUGUUUGUGAAUUGUUAGGAGUGGAUCCUGCUGAUGUGGAUAUUAUGAUGGGAACGUUUACAAAAUCAUUUGGAUCAUGUGGUGGUUAUAUUGCUGCAUCCAAGGAGGUUAUACAAUAUCUUAAGUACACUUGUCCAGCUCAUCUAUAUGCAACAUCGAUAUCACCUCCGGCUGCACAACAAAUUAUAUCUUCCAUAGCGGUCAUUCUUGGAGAAGAUGGUUCCAGUAGAGGGGCUCAAAAACUUGCAAGAAUACGUGAAAACAGCAACUUUUUCAGGUCAGAGCUGCAGAAGAUGGGUUUUGAGGUUCUUGGAGAUCAUGAUUCUCCUGUUAUGCCCAUAAUGCUUUACAAUCCUGCAAAAAUCCCUGCGUUUUCUCGGGAGUGUUUAAGACAGAAUGUAGCUGUUGUUACAGUUGCUUUUCCAGCUACCCCUCUACUUUUAGCCAGGGCUCGUAUUUGUAUAUCUGCCUCUCAUACCAAGGAAGACCUUCUCAAAGCUUUAGAGGUUAUAAGUAAGGUAGGUGACCUCGUCGGCAUAAAGUACUUCCCUGCUGAACCAAACAAGCAGCAUCAGGAGCAAAUCACAAUGAAGUUGGAGUGAGCAUUUGAAUUUUCAUUGAAUUUCAUUUUGGUGAACAAUGUGUACUUUGUAGCGUCUAGAAGAAGCUGUAGGCUUUGAUUAUUUCCAGAUCUCCUCUGAGAAUCGGGGAAUGUUGUAGUUCUGUAGCCAUUUAUGUGCACGCAGAAUUGUCUGGCUUGUUUUCGUAUCUUUCUCAUAUGUAAUGUUCUAUCGGAUAUGGAUUUUGGCUUCAAUGUACAGAUAAAAACGAAAUUCAUUUAA